AUGCCUUCAUCUCCCGCCAAUAUCCCGCCAAAGGACCCGAGUCAGGGACAUCCAGAACGCAGCAAUAGCAGCAGUCCAAGCACAUCGCCCGUCACGAUCCUCCUUUCCAUCCUUUCAGUUCUUUCCGCGGUCUUUAUCGCGUAUCUGGUUCAUUCGUCAACUACAACUACAACCACAACCGCUUCUGCAGACCAGGAUACCGCCACCGUGACGCGAUUCUUUCCCUUUUCACGACUGCUUAGCAGGCAGUCUGUUGUUAGACAGGUUUCGAAUUCAGCGGCUCUUCAAGCCAAGUCGAAUCUUGCGAAUCUUCGUGCUGAGGAGACUGGAUUCAAGAUGAGGACGCCGGUUUAUUUUAUCAGUCAUGGAGGGCCAAACGUCAUGUAUGAGCGUGACCAUCCUGCAUACAGCAAAUUGCAGGAAUUGGGCCGUGAGAUCACGACCAAGGUGAAGCCGCGCGCGGUGGUCGUCUUUUCUGCCCAUUGGCAAGCAGGCCCGGACACAAUCCAGGUGAACACGGCUGAGAUCACGGAUUUGAUCUACGAUUUCUAUGGCUUUCCGAGCCACUACUACAAGGAAAAAUUUCCUAAUGUAGGAAGCAAGGAGGUCGCUCAGAAGGUCAUUGAUGCUCUGCAUGAAGCCGGAAUCAAAGCCGAGGGAGUCAAGAGGGGUCUUGAUCACGGUGUCUGGGCGGGGUUUAAGUGCGCUUUCGAUCCCGAGACGAAUCCACUGAAGGUUCCGAUCGUGCAGGUAUCUCUAUUCGGAAAUGAGGACCCGGCCAAGCACUACAAACUAGGACAGGCCUUGUCGAAGCUGCGCGAUGAGAAUAUCCAGAUCAUUGGUUCCGGAAUGGCGGUGCACAAUCUGCGCGAUAUGCACUUCACGUUUGGAGAUCCCAGACCCCUGCCAUACACGGUCAGUUUCGACGAAGCGCUCAAGGACGCGGCCACCGCCCCGCCAGAGAAGAGGGAGCAGGCCAUGGUUGAUCUGCUGAAGAGACCAGACGCAAGACAAGCGCACCCCUUCUUCGAUCAUAUCCUUCCCGUCCACAUCGCGGCUGGUGCAGCUGGCGAGGAUAAGGGUAGGAGACUAUGGACUCUGAAGUCAGGCAGUAUGAGUUGGGCGCAGUUCCGUUUCGGCGAGCCUGCCGUCAAUGGCACCUUGUAA
Molecule: messenger RNA, 1167 nt
Organism: Paecilomyces variotii
Lineage: Eukaryota; Fungi; Ascomycota; Eurotiomycetes; Eurotiales; Thermoascaceae
Product: putative aromatic ring-opening dioxygenase LigB subunit
Exons: 4
Coding region: 1-1167 (388 amino acids)
Molecular function (GO): ferrous iron binding; zinc ion binding; oxidoreductase activity, acting on single donors with incorporation of molecular oxygen
Source: RefSeq, a predicted model, not a curated record